Messenger RNA from Gilbertella persicaria, 902 nucleotides. RefSeq lists its product as uncharacterized. The record is from RefSeq and is a predicted model, not a curated record. Gene Ontology annotation, cellular component: plasma membrane. The transcript is spliced from 3 exons. The coding region runs from base 39 to 872 and encodes 277 amino acids. Lineage: Eukaryota; Fungi; Mucoromycota; Mucoromycetes; Mucorales; Choanephoraceae.
UUUUUUUAAUAUUCCUUUUACUUUUUACUUUUGCAAACAUGUUAACAAAGAGAAACACAACUACAUUUCUAUUUACAUUAAUCUCACUGAUGGUCACUUUGAUGGGUGACUUUGUCACAGCUGCUCCUGUGACAAGUGUCGAUGGCAAUUCGGCAACAUUCACUUUUGCAGGACAUACAACCACAGUUCAUGGUGUUGUGUUUAGUGUGGUGAUGUUUGUUACUGGUGCUUAUCUAUGUUUCCUUGGAGGUGUAUUUCAAAAUUUUACUAUGUUUAUUGUUGGCUUUUAUGUGGGGGGCAAUAUUGCUUAUAUUGUAUUGACCAAUGCCAAAGCAGACUAUGGAAGUAACACAAAUACCAUCUUGUUAGUUGUUAGUAUUGUCGCUGGUAUUCUAGUGGGAGGAUUAUUGUGUUGUUGUUUCUUUUUAGCCGUCUAUUUAUUGGGUGCUUUGCUGGGUUAUUUAGUUGCACUUUGGUUGCUCUCUUGGAGUACGAAUGGAUUAAUCCAAACCAAUUGGGGUCGUGCUAUCCUGAUUGUCUGUUUCUGUAUUGUAGGUGUAAUCUUGAUUGCCUUUUUAGAACGCCCUAUGUUUGUGAUUGCCAGUGCUUUUAUUGGCUCAUUUGCCAUCUUUUGUGGUAUUGAUAUCUAUGUUCAAACAGGCUUUUUGGAAAUGGUCAACACACUCUUACACGCCAAAAAUUUUGAUUUGGCAGUGAAUGCCUCAAGCCAAUUACGAGGCAUGUUGGGUGGUUGUUUAGGUCUUGCUCUUGUGGGUUGUUUGAUUCAAUGGUGCUGUAUCAGAAGAGAUUCAAGUACCUAUCGUGGUUGGAGAGAACGUCAUCCUUAUGGUGGUGGAUGGACGCGUGUCUAAUAUGUAAAAUUAAAAUUUAUUAUUGUUUUA